AUAAUCGACUUGUCUUUCCAUAGCACAACUCACCAGUGAGCAGUUUAGAAAUGUGGAUUUGUGGCAGACAAUAAAAUACUUGAUGAUGAUAAUGACAAAGGGAUAGGUGAAUGAUGUAGGUGCUGACUAGUUGAGGUGUGGUGGUAGCGAUGUACACAUACAUAGCCUAAAAGCAUACUAUUACCUUGUCUGUCAUACACUGUUUCAGUUCCUAUUUUACGCGGGUGGGGUAAAGGCACAUUCCCGACGUCCAAACAUUGGAGUUUUUAGAAAUCGGAAUGGGAGGGGGCUUGUCACGUGCCUUUAUUUCGAAGUUAGAAAAAAAUUAAGGGGGAAGGGGCUGCGGAGGGGUACAUUGAGGACACCGAUUUUUUUUGCCAUUGCAUUGGUAUUUGUGGGGGAAUCCUAUUGACCGACUGUGGGGCUAAUGAAUAGCAAAUGUGUUAUUUUGUAGAAUACCAUAAACAUUUGAGCUCCAUCAAUUUGUUUGUUUUCUCUCAGAGCUUUAAAGUCUAAUUGUUGUGGACUAUUUUACUUAGCGGAAGCGUAGAGUUUUGGUUCAGGAGUGUUGUUUGGGUGUUAGGCUACUGAAUGAGUGCAGCACUGAAUUCGGGUGAUAUCAACGUUAGCCGGCGAGACGCCUUUCAUUGUACAUCGUAUUUUACCUUUGAGAGCUUUUGGGGCACUUUUAAUAAGACAACAUUCAUUCCUCCUCGUGUCCCCUUCCCCUUUCCUUUUCUCCGGACACUUGAAACACAAAAAGCCUAAAAAAUGGCUCAGAUACUGCCGAUACGAUUUCAGGAACAUCUGCAGCUGCAGAACCUAGGGGUGAAUCCGGCCAACAUCGGGUUCAGCUACCUGACCAUGGAGUCUGACAAAUUCAUCUGCAUCCGGGAGAAGGUGGGUGAGCAAAACCAGGUGGUGAUCAUAGACAUGGCUGACCCCAAUAACCCCAGCAGGCGACCCAUUUCCGCUGACAGCGCCAUUAUGAACCCUACAAGCAAGGUCAUCGCCCUGAAAGCUGCUAAGUGCCUGCAGAUCUUCAACAUUGAGAUGAAGAGUAAGAUGAAGGCUCACACCAUGACAGAGGAAGUCAUGUUCUGGAAGUGGAUCUCUGUCAACACCGUCGCCUUGGUGACUGAAGCGGCCGUCUACCAUUGGAGCAUGGAGGGGGACUCUCAGCCAAUCAAAGUGUUUGAUCGGCACGCCAGUCUGGCCGGUUGCCAGAUCAUAAAUUACAGAACAGACGAACAGCAGAAGUGGCUUCUGCUUAUCGGUAUCUCGGCACAGCAAAACCGUGUGGUGGGGGCCAUGCAGCUGUACUCUGUGGACAGGAAGGUGUCCCAGCCCAUCGAGGGACAUGCUGCAGCCUUCGGAGAGUUUAAGGUGGAGGGCAACACCAAAGCCUCCACUCUCUUCUGCUUUGCUGUGCGCAGCCAGGCUGGUGGCAAGCUGCAUAUCAUAGAGGUGGGUCACCCGGCCACAGGGAACCAGCCAUUUACCAAGAAGGCGGUUGAUGUGUUCUUCCCUCCCGAGGCGCAGACAGACUUCCCCGUCGCCAUGCAGAUUGGCACCAAGCAUGGCGUGAUCUACCUGAUCACUAAGUAUGGCUACAUCCACCUGUAUGAUCUGGAGUCGGGAGUGUGUAUCUAUAUGAACCGCAUCAGCGCUGAGACCAUCUUCGUCACCGCCCCCCACGAACCCACCUCCGGCAUCAUCGGGGUUAACAAGAAGGGACAGGUGUUGUCAGUGUGUGUGGAGGAGGAGAACAUAGUUAACUAUGCCACCAACGUGCUGCAGAACCCAGACCUGGGCCUGAGGAUGGCCAUGCGUUCUAACCUGGCCGGGGCAGAUGAGUUGUUUGCCAGGAAGUUCAACACGCUGUUCGCCCAGGGUUCCUACUCCGAGGCUGCCAAGGUGGCUGCCUCCACACCAAAGGGUAUCCUGCGUACAGCGGAGACCAUCCGUAAGUUCCAGAGUGUGCCAGGCCAGCCGGGCCAGGCCUCUCCCCUGCUUCAGUACUUUGGCAUCCUGCUGGACGAAGGCCAGCUCAACAAGUUUGAGUCUCUGGAGCUGUGCAGGCCCGUGCUACAGCAGGGACGCAAGCAGCUGCUGGAGAAGUGGCUGAAAGAGGAUAAGCUGGAGUGUUGUGAGGAGCUUGGUGACCUGGUUAAGGCAGUAGAUCCUACUCUGGCCCUCAGCGUCUACCUCAGGGCCAACGUACCCAGCAAGGUGAUCCAGUGCUUCGCUGAGACCGGACAGUUCCAGAAGAUAGUGCUUUACGCCAAGAAGGUGGGCUACUCUCCAGACUGGGUGUUUCUGUUGAGGAAUGUGAUGCGGGUCAGUCCAGAACAGGGUCUACAGUUCUCUCAGAUGCUGGUUGCAGAUGAGGAGCCCCUGGCCAACAUCAACCAGAUAGUGGAUGUGUUCAUGGAGGGCAGUCUGAUCCAGCAGUGCACCUCAUUCCUAUUGGACGCUCUGAAGAACAACCAGCCAGCCGAGGGACACCUACAGACACGCCUACUGGAAAUGAACCUCCUCCAUGCUCCCCAGGUGGCCGAUGCAAUCCUGGGAAACCAGAUGUUUAGUCACUAUGACCGAGCCCACAUCGCCCAGCUGUGUGAGAAGGCUGGGCUGCUGCAGAGGGCUCUAGAGCACUACACUGACCUGUUCGACAUCAAAAGGACUCUCGUACACACACACCUGCUCAACCCUGAGUGGCUGGUGAACUUCUUUGGCGCCCUGUCAGUAGAGGACUCUAUAGAGUGUCUUCGGGCCAUGUUAUCAGCCAACAUCCGACAGAACCUUCAGCUGUGUGUCCAGGUGGCAUCUAAAUACCACGAACAGCUGGGAACAAAUGCCCUGGUGGAUCUCUUCGAGUCCUUCAAGAGCUUUGAGGGUGUGUUCUACUUCCUGGGUUCCAUAGUGAACUUUAGCCAGGACCCCGACGUUCAUUUUAAAUACAUCCAGGCGGCCUGUAAGACCGGACAGAUCAAGGAGGUGGAACGCAUCUGUAGAGAGAGCAACUGUUACGACCCGGACAGGGUCAAGAACUUCCUCAAGGAGGCUAAACUGACAGACCAGCUGCCUCUGAUCAUAGUGUGUGACCGCUUUGACUUUGUCCAUGACCUGGUUCUCUACCUCUACCGCAACACUCUGCAGAAGUACAUUGAGAUCUAUGUUCAGAAGGUGAACCCUAGCCGGCUGCCGGUGGUGAUAGGAGGUCUGUUGGAUGUAGACUGUGCUGAAGAGGUCAUUAAGAACCUGAUCUUGGUGGUGAGAGGACAGUUCUCCACAGACGAGCUGGUGGCGGAGGUAGAGAAGAGGAACAGACUGAAGCUGUUGUUGCCGUGGCUGGAGUCUCGUAUCCACGAGGGCUGUGAGGAGCCGGCUACUCACAAUGCCUUGGCUAAGAUCUACAUAGACAGUAACAACAACCCGGAGCGCUUCCUGAAGGAGAACACCUUCUACGACAGCACUGUAGUGGGGAAGUAUUGUGAGAAGAGAGACCCCCACCUCGCCUGUGUCGCCUAUGAGAGGGGCCAGUGUGACCUGGACCUUAUCAAGGUGUGCAAUGAGAACUCCCUGUUCAAGAGUGAGGCUCGCUACCUGGUCAGACGGAAAGACCCAGAACUAUGGGCCAAUGUUUUAGAGGAGAACAACCCUUAUAGACGCCAACUCAUAGACCAGGUGGUGCAGACAGCUCUGUCAGAGACCCAGGACCCAGAGGAGGUAUCGGUGACUGUCAAGGCCUUUAUGACCGCUGACCUGCCCAAUGAGCUCAUCGAACUACUGGAGAAGAUUGUACUGGACAACUCAGUCUUCAGCGAGCACCGAAACCUCCAGAACCUGUUGAUCCUGACGGCCAUCAAGGCAGACCGUACACGUGUGAUGGAGUACAUCAACCGCCUGGACAACUACGACGCCCCAGACAUCGCUAACAUCGCCAUCAGCAACGAGCUCUUUGAGGAGGCCUUCGCCAUCUUCAAGAAGUUUGACGUCAACACCUCCGCCAUUCAGGUUCUGAUCGAGCAUAUCAGCAACCUGGACAGAGCCUAUGAGUUUGCAGAGCGUUGUAAUGAGGCUGCUGUAUGGAGUCAGCUGGCCAGAGCCCAGCUCCAGAGAGACCUGGUUAAAGAGGCCAUCGACUCCUACAUCAAAGCUGACGACCCGUCAGCCUACAUGGAGGUGGUCAGCGCGGCCAGCAAGAACGAUAACUGGGAGGAUCUGGUGAAGUUCCUUCAGAUGGCUCGUAAGAAGGCCCGGGAGUCCUACGUAGAGACAGAGCUCAUCUUUGCUCUGGCUAAAACUGGCAGACUGGCCGAACUAGAUGAGUUUGUUAACGGCCCUAACAAUGCCCAUAUACAACAGGUGGGAGAUAGGUGUUUUGAGGAGGGCAUGUAUGAUGCUGCCAAGCUGCUGUAUAAUAAUGUGUCCAACUUUGCCCGCCUGGCAUCCACGCUGGUCCACCUAGGAGAGUACCAGGCUGCUGUGGACAGCGCCAGGAAAGCCAACAGCACACGCACCUGGAAGGAGGUGUGUUUUGCGUGUGUGGCUGGGGAGGAGUUUCGGUUGGCUCAGAUCUGUGGUCUUCACAUCGUCAUCCACGCUGAUGAACUGGAGGAGCUCAUCAGUGACUAUCAGGACCGGGGCUAUUAUGAGGAGCUGAUAGCCCUGUUGGAGGCAGCAUUGGGUUUGGAGCGCGCUCACAUGGGCAUGUUCACAGAGCUGGCCAUCCUCUACUCCAAAUUCAAACCCCAGAAGAUGAGAGAACAUCUGGAACUCUUCUGGUCCCGUGUCAACAUCCCUAAGGUGCUGCGAGCGGCGGAGCAGUCCCACCUGUGGGCGGAGCUAGUGUUUCUGUAUGAUAAAUACGAGGAGUAUGACAAUGCUGUCCUCACGAUGAUGUCACACCCUACUGACGCAUGGAAGGAGGUGCAGUUCAAGGACAUCAUCGCCAAGGUGGCCAAUGUGGAGCUGUACUACAAAUCCCUUUCCUUUUACCUGGAUUACAAACCUCUGCUGACGAACGACCUUCUGACCAUACUGUCACCACGGUUAGACCACAGCCGGGCGGUCACAUACUUCACCAAGAUGAACCAGUUGAAGUUGGUAAAGCCUUACCUGCGGUCAGUCCAGAGUCACAACAACAAGGGAGUCAACCAGGCCCUCAAUAACCUACUGACAGAGGAGGAGGACUACCAGGGUCUGAGGACAUCGAUCGAUGCGUAUGGUAACUUUGACACCAUUGUUCUGGCCCAGAGACUGGAGAAGCAUGAGCUGAUUGAGUUCAGACGCAUAGCAGCAUACCUCUACAAAGGCAACAACCGCUGGAGACAGAGCGUGGAACUCUGCAAGAAGGACAAAUUAUACAAGGAUGCAAUGCUGUAUGCUGCCGAGUCUAAGGAUGCAGAGUUGGCUGAGACCCUGCUGCAGUGGUUCCUGGAGGAGGGUAGGAAGGAGUGUUUCGCUGCCUGUCUGUUUGCCUCCUAUGACCUGCUGCACCCUGAUGUGGUGCUGGAGCUGGCCUGGAGACACAACAUCAUGGACUUUGCCAUGCCAUACUUCAUCCAGGUCAUGAGGGAGUAUCUCACCAAGGUUGAUGAGGUUGCGGAGAAGGUGACGAUGGACAAACUGGAGGAGUCAGAAAGCCAAAGGAAGACUGAGGAAAAAGUCCCAGAACCCACCCCCAUAGUGUUUGGUCAACAGCUGAUGUUGACAGCAGGUUCCGCUCCAGUGGCUCCCCAGCCAGGAUAUCCAGGAGGCUAUGGAUACGCUGCUCCAGGCUACCCCACCCAGCCCCCCUACGGCUACAACAUGUAGACCACCUCUACCCCACCCAGCCCCCCUACGGCUACAACAUGUAGACCACCUCUACCCCACCCAGCCCCCCUACGGCUACAACAUGUAGACCACCUCUACCCCACCCAGCCCCCCUACGGCUACAACAUGUAGACCACCUCUACCCCACCCAGCCCCCCUACGGCUACAACAUGUAGACCACCUCUACCCCACCCAGCCCCCCUACGGCUACAACAUGUAGACCACCUCUACCCCACCCAGCCCCCCUACGGCUACAACAUGGGUCCAUGCAUCUCAAAUGGCACACUAUUCCCUGUUUUGUGCACUACUUUUGACCAAGGCCAAUAGUGCUCCAGUCAGAAGUAGUGUCCUAUAUAGGCUUUAAGGUGUCCAUUUGGGUUGCAGAUCAUGUAGAGCAUAAGGCCCCAGUAACCCCACAUCCCAACCACUCUUACCCAACCUUAAUCACACUUAUCAAAUACAUUACAGAUGCAGCUUGCUUAUGGAUUCAAUAUGGAUUCCCUGCCUUGAAACCCCCUAAUACACAAUCUCUCUACUCUGUGAGACACCUAGUCCACCUCUGGACACUCCAAACCUCAACCCCACCACCACCACACCCAACUCAACCAAAAAGACCUCCACUUUGCUCCCAUCUCCUCUCACUCCCCACCUCUUGCUCCCCCUCCCUCUCCAAUGGACUAGAGCAAGGCUAACUGACCCCUCUACUUAGGCUGGCCUGACCAGCCCCCCAAUUCACCACUGCACAGCAUGGCGACAGCUCUUAGCUCCUAGAGAAAAUAGCUAACAGGUAAAAGCUAACGUACAGUACACCACUCUGUCCAGGUAUAUUCUAUCACUGUUCCAUAGACUGUAUCAACAAUAGAGCAGCUUUUUAAAAUAUUAGUUUUUCUAGAGAUGAUAAUAGAAUACUGGUAGUGAAGACUUUUACUGAGGAGCCAGAGAGGGAGUGGGUGAAGGGCUCAUCACGGAGUACCCCUGCCCUCUGAGCACAGCUUGGCCUUGUACAGGAGGUGUCAACUUUGAGUCAUUUUUCAAGUUUGUUUCACGACUCUCUCCUACGUUUGUUUCCCCACCACUCUCUCCUACGUUUGUUUCACCACGACUCUCCUACGUUUGUUUCACCACGACUCUCCUACGUUUGUUUCACCACUCUCUCCUACGUUUGUUUCACCACGACUGUCCUACGUUUGUUUCACCACGACUCUCUCCUACGUUUGUUUCACCAUGACUCUCUCCUACGUUUGUUUCACCAUGACUCUCCUACGUUUGUUUCACCACGACUCUCUCCUACGUUUGUUUCAACACCACUCUCUCCUACGUUUGUUUCAACACCACUUUCCUACGUUUGUUUCACCACUCUCUCCUACGUUUGUUUCACCACUCUCUCCUACGUUUGUUUCACCACUCUCUCCUACGUUUGUUUCACCACUCUCCUACGUUUGUUUCACCACGACUCUCCUACGUUUGUUUCACCACGACUCUCCUACGUUUGUUUCAACACCACUCUCCUACGUUUGUUUCAACACCACUCUCCUACGUUUGUUUCAACACCACUCUCUCCUACGUUUGUUUCAACACCACUCUCUCCUACGUUUGUUUCAACACCACUCUCUCCUACGUUUGUUUCAACACCACUCUCUCCUACGUUUGUUUCAACACCACUCUCUCCUACGUUUGUUUCACCACCACUCUCUCCUCCGUUUGUUUCUUGACUGUUUCUGUUCAAUAGUUUUUGUUUGUCCAUCUGAACAGGUACUAUGUGUUGAAGACGCAACACUAUACAGUACUAUGGACUAGGAACACUAGUUAUUGGGAUUAUGGUGUACUUUUACUGUGUAGUUUAUCAAGCAUGUAGGGAUAUGUUGACAACACCAAGACUGGGAAGGUUUGCAUUGAUUCUCCUCUCCAAAUGCUCUUGUGCUAGCUGAUAAUAUCUAGGUCAACAUGGACGUUUGGGUCUCUCCACUUAACACUGUGAUGUAUGGUACACGAUCCCACAGCUCUGGAGUUGAUGAUGAUGUGAAACAUAACUGCUAUAUGCUGAUGUCUGUGCAUGUGCUGCCAAACAUAUAAUGCUGUAACAAUGCAACCAGGAGCACAAUUUCCAUGUUAUGCAUUUAAUAACACCUAUUACCUAUGUUGUGUUCAAGGCUGAACACAUGUAUUUUGAAGCCUUUACUGUCCCACCACGGACACCAACUAACAGGAUGGUGAAGGAAGUCCAAUAUUACACAAAGGAGAAUAAAAACAUAAGAGGGAAUAGAACUCCUGUAUAUCCCUGUGCCAGUGGUCCAGAGUUAUUUAAUGUACUGAAGAAACAUUGUAGAAUUUAUGAUAUGUUGUGAUACUUAAAGAAACAAGUUCAGUAUGAUGGAAUACCAUACCGUAUGCAUUGUCUAUAGUGUAUUGUUGUAGUUGGUCAUAAACAUGAUACUUAAAAAUAAAAUGACAAUAUACAAAAAGAGCAGAAUACAAACAUUAAGCUCUUCAGAACGAUUGCUUGCAGCAGCCAUCAUUCUGGGGUUUGUUGUCUUCCUGUUCAAGUAGCACAUGUCUAGUGAGAAUGUUCUGGAAAACUACCGCCACAGUUUAUGGGUAAACCUGGCCUCAUGCAUCCGGAGCUGUGCCACGAUAUUGUACAAAUGUUGGAUUGAGGUUCGUAGAAAACACUGAAAUCUGACCUGUGUACACCCAUUACUCUCUGUUCAAGACAAGCGUUCUCAAGGAUAAUAAAGUUUACACACACAUUA
Molecule: messenger RNA, 8573 nt
Organism: Oncorhynchus mykiss (rainbow trout)
Lineage: Eukaryota; Metazoa; Chordata; Actinopteri; Salmoniformes; Salmonidae
Gene: cltcl1
Product: clathrin heavy chain like 1
Biological process (GO): intracellular protein transport; receptor-mediated endocytosis
Cellular component (GO): extracellular exosome; clathrin complex; clathrin-coated endocytic vesicle
Molecular function (GO): structural molecule activity; clathrin light chain binding
Source: RefSeq, a predicted model, not a curated record